AUGAAUGAUUUCGGCGUCAUCGAGCUCGCCGGGGCCAAGACGACGUCUGCCCCCGGCUGGGCGUACGUCCCCGACACCCGCCUCGCCGCUGCCACCACCUCGGGCACCACCACCACCACCACGGCGAACCGCAAACGCGCACGAAAUGCCCCCGGCGGGGGGCUCACCCUCAGCGACCUCACGGCACGGCAGGAGAACAAGAUGCGCAAGGAGCUCGAGGCGCUGGACCGUGACGGCGGGCGCGACACCACGAUUCCGCUUCCUGGCAAAAGCGGACGGAGUAUGUACACCGACGCCCCGAAACUCGUCACAAGCCUCAGCAAGAGCUUUGUUCUUUUUCCUUUUCCUAUCUUUGCUAACGGCUAUGAUUGCGUCAAAACAGCUCAGCGAAAGCACACGGCCAAUGUGCGCAAAAUUAUGCAGUCGCAAAAGACGUUUGCCAACCACCUCGACGACUUUCUCGCGCUGCAGGCGCUGACGGAAUCCAACGCCGCGGCGGUCAGCAAGCGGUCCAGCGCCGCUGCCGCCGCCGCCGCUGCUUCGCGCAGCAAGGAUGCGUCGUCCGCCACGCCGGGGAUAGGCGGCGACUCACCGAUGCCUGAUGCUGCAGGAGAGGGGAGUAGCAGCAGCAACAACGAGCCCUCCACGAUGCUGGCCGCGCCGCACCGGCCUCCGCCGCUCGCGCACCCGGGCGACGUCGACCCGCUGCUGAUGAGCCGCGUGCCGCCACUGCCGACCGAGGCCGAGAUGAGACGGCUGCUGGCGGCGCCCCCGCUCAGCUAUGGCGAGGCGCGCGGGAACUGGACCGCGACGUAUCCGGUGAGGGUGUUUUGCGAGGUCUGCGGAUACUGGGGACGGGUCAGGUGCUUGAAGUGUGGGACGAGGGUGUGCGCACUCGAGUGCUUGGAGACGCAUCGCGAGGAGUGCGUGACGCGGUAUGGAAUAUAA
Messenger RNA from Beauveria bassiana ARSEF 2860, 948 nucleotides. RefSeq names its product HIT zinc finger protein. Gene Ontology annotation, molecular function: nucleosome binding. Gene Ontology annotation, cellular component: Swr1 complex. The transcript has a single exon. The record is from RefSeq and is a predicted model, not a curated record. Lineage: Eukaryota; Fungi; Ascomycota; Sordariomycetes; Hypocreales; Cordycipitaceae. Bases 1 to 948 code for a protein of 315 amino acids. Gene Ontology annotation, biological process: chromatin remodeling.